UGGCACUGGCCUUGUUAAUAGCAUUGGGACUGAGGAAAGAGGAGAGUGAGGAGGCCAGACUGUGGGCUCUUACUUUCUGAGAGUUCUUUUUCUGAGUGUAUAAGAGCCCCUGUGUCCUCCUGCCUGGUUUCUGAGAACCUUAGUAACCCAGGUAUCCCCAGAAGUCUUUGGCUUUUCCUGAGAUCUUUCCCCUUCUGCUUCCACGGUGACCUCACCUCUCUGGCUCCCCUACCCCAACAUGCCCUCAUUCUCCUGUUCCUCCAGCCUCCUCUUCAGUCUCUGAUCUGAGUGGCUUCACCCCUUGUUCCCCCUCUUUCUCUUCCUUUGCCCUCCUCUCUCUCUGAGUGUGGGUUUCGUCUGUUUUCCAACACUGGCCAACUGGACAUGGCCUUGCAUUUUGUGUUUAGACCCGGUCUAGGGGAGAGGCUCCAUCUGUGGUCACCGGCCAAGCCUUAACUGUCCUGAAGAGAGAACUGAAUCUGCUACUGGCCAGAAGGACUGACCGGGCCUGCUGGGCUGUUUGCAUCGCGGGCCCCUCCGCCUGGGCCCUGCACGGGAGGGGCCGGCGGGCAGGCGGCUGGGCUAUGGUUUGGUGCCUCAGUCUGGCCGUUCUCAGCCUGCUCAUCGGCCAGGGGGCUGACGGUCGAGGGAAGCCUGAGGUGGUCUCCGUGGUGGGCCGGGCUGGGGAGAGUGCGGUGCUGGGCUGCGAACUGCCUCCUGCUGGCCGGCCCCCCCUUCACGUCAUCGAGUGGCUGCGCUUUGGGUUUCUGCUCCCCAUCUUCAUCCAGUUCGGCCUCUACUCUCCCCGAAUCGACCCUGAUUACGUGGGGCGAGUCCGGCUGCAGAAGGGGGCCUCCCUCCAGAUUGAGGGGCUCCGGGCAGAAGACCAGGGCUGGUAUGAGUGCCGGGUGCUCUUCCUGGACCAGCAGCACCCUGAGGACGAGAACAUCAACGGCUCUUGGGUGCACCUCACAGUCAACUCGCCCCCGAGGUUCCUGGAGACACCCCCCCAGGUGCUGGAGGUGCGGGAGCUAGAGCCACUGACGCUGCGCUGUGUAGCCCGUGGCAGCCCGCAGCCUCAGGUGACUUGGAAGCUCCGAGGACAGGACCUGGGCCAGGUCCAAGGUCAGGUGCAGGUGCAGAACGGGACGCUGUGGAUCCGACAGGUGGAGCGAGGCAGCUCCGGUGUCUACACCUGCCAGGCCUCCAGCACUGAGGGCAGCGCCACCCAUGCCACCCAGCUGCUGGUGCUAGGGCCCCCGGUCAUCGUGGUGCCCCCCAGGAACAGCACGGUCAAUGCCUCCCAGGAUGCUUCCUUGGCCUGCCGGGCUGAGGCCUACCCCGCCAAUCUUACCUACACCUGGUUCCAAGACAGCAUCAAUGUCUUCCACAUUAGCCGCCUGCAGGCCCGAGUGCGGAUCCUAGUGGAUGGCAGCCUGCGGCUACAGGCAGCACAGCCCGAUGAUGCUGGCCGCUACACCUGUGUGCCCAGCAAUGGCCUCCUGCACCCACCCUCGGCGUCCGCCUACCUCACUGUGCUCUACCCAGCCCAGGUAACAGCAAUGCCUCCCGAGACACCCCUGCCCAUAGGCAUGCGGGGAGUGAUCCAGUGCCCAGCUCGUGCCAACCCCCCGCUACUCUUUGUCAGCUGGACUAAGGAUGGGCAGGCCCUGCGACUAGACAAGUUCCCCGGCUGGUCCCAAGGCCCAGAAGGCUCACUGAUCAUUGCCCUGGGGAACGAGGACGCCCUGGGAGAGUACUCCUGCACUCCCUACAAUAGUCUUGGAACUGCAGGGCCCUCCCCCGUGACCCGUGUGCUGCUCAAGGCUCCCCCAGCUUUUAUAGAACGGCCCAAAGAGGAAUAUUUCCAGGAAGUAGGGCGAGAGCUACUCAUCCCCUGUUCUGCCCAUGGAGACCCUCCUCCUACCAUCUCUUGGGCCAAGGUGGGCCAGGGGCUGCAGCGCCAGGCCCAGGUAGACGGCAACAACAGCCUCAUCCUACGACCGCUGACCAAGGAGGCCCAUGGACGCUGGAAGUGCACCGCCAGCAAUGCCGUGGCCCACGUGGCUACCUCCACAAAUGUCUACGUGCUGGGCACCAGUCCCCAUGCAGUCACCAACGUGUCCGUGGUGCCUUUGCCCAAGAGUGCCAAUGUCUCCUGGGAGCCAGGUUUUGAUGGAGGCUAUCUGCAGAGAUUCAGCGUCUGGUACACCCCACUGGCCAAACGUCCUGACCGAGCCCACCACGACUGGGUGUCUCUGGCAGUGCCCGUGGGGGCUGCUUAUCUGCUGGUGCCAGGGCUGCAGCCCCACACCCAGUACCAGUUCAGUGUCCUUGCUCAGAACAAGCUGGGAAGUGGGCCAUUCAGUGAGAUUGUCUUGUCUGCACCUGAAGGGCUUCCUACCACACCAGCUGCUCCCAGGCAUCCCCCUACAGAGAUGCUGCCACUUCUGUCCCCUCCUCGGGGCCUGGUGGCAGUGAGGACCCCCCGAGGGGUACUUCUGCAUUGGGAUCCCCCAGAGCUGAUCCCUGAGAGGCUGGAUGGCUAUAUCCUGGAGGGGCGUCAAGGUUCCCAGGGCUGGGAGGUGCUUGACCGGGCAGUGGCUGGCACAGAAACGCAACUGCUGGUUCCAGGACUUAUAAAGGAUGUUCUCUACGAGUUCCGCCUAGUGGCCUUCGUAGAUAGCGAUGUCAGCGGUCCCAGCAACACCGCCAACAUCUCCACUUCAGGCCUGGAGGUGUACCCGUCCCGCACACAGCUGCCGGGCCUCCUGCCUCAGCCGGUGCUGGCUGGUGUGCUGGGUGGAGUCCUCUUCCUGGCCGCUGCUGUGCUGGUGAGCGUCCUGGCCGCCUGCCUCAUGAACCGGCGCAGAGCGGCCCGCCGGCGCCGCAAGCGCCUCCGCCAAGAUCCACCCCUUAUCUUCUCUCCUCCCCGGAAAUCAACUCCACACAGGGGCCCCCUACCCCUGGAGCCUAUUUGCCGGGGACCAGAUGGGCGCUUUGUGAUGGAACCCAACGUGGAGACCACCCAAGAAAGGUCAGGUCCUGAGCCCGUGGAACCUCGCACUGCAGCCCAGCGUCAGGCCAGGUCUUUCGACUGCAGCAGCAGCAGCCCCAGCGGGCUGCCCCAGCCCCUCUGCAUCAAAGACAUCAGCCCCGUAGGGCCCCCUCCUGCAGUCCCACCCAGUCCCCUCCCAGGUCCAGGACGCCUGCUCCAAUACCUGAGCCUGCCCUUCUUUCGGGAGAUGAACGUGGAUGGGGACUGGCCACCCUUUGAGGAGCCCGGACCUGCCCCGACCCCAGAUUACAUGGAUACUCGGCCCUGCCCCACCUCAUCUCUCCUGCACCCCCUGGAUUCGCCCCCUGUGGCACCCAGGGCCAUGCUUCCUGGAGCAGCUCCAGAGCCUGCUUACACAGCGCUGACUGACUGGACCCUGAGGGAGCGGCUUCUGCCAAGCCUCUUUCCUGCUGCCCCCCGGGGAAGCCUCACCAGCCAGAGCAGCGGGCGGGGCAGUGCCUCCUUUUUGCGGCCCCCCUCCACAGCCCCCUCUGCGGGAGGCAGCUACCUCAGCCCACCUCCAGGAGACACCAGCAGCUGGGCCAGCGGCCCUGAGCGAUGGCCCCGAAGGGAACAUGUGAUCACGGUCAGCAAGAGGAGGAACACGUCUGUGGAUGAGAACUAUGAAUGGGACUCAGAAUUUCCUGGGGACAUGGAAUUGCUGGAAACUCUGCAUCUGGGCUUAGCUGACCCUCAACUCCGCUCUGAAACUGAGCCAGAGCUAGGUGCAAAGACCCCAGACGAGAGCUGCCUUCUGAACACUGCCCAUGCUCCUGGCCCAGAGGCCCGCUGUGCUGCUCUUCGAGAGGAGUUCCUGGCCUUCCGUCGCCGCCGAGAUGCUACGAGAGCCCGACUACCAGCCUACCGACAGCCGGUCCCCCACCCUGAGCAGGCCACUCUGCUGUGAAGGCCCCAGGUAGAAGGCUGGAUGAAGACACAAAACCCUGCCAAGGAGGCGGCCAGCAAGAUCCAGCUCCAGUAUGGGGCACUGUCCUGCCCCUUUGGUGCUCAGGCACAAGCCCUGAUAGUGGGCUUAGUAUGAGAUGUGUGUGCUAGCCCCUGGGGAUCGUAGGUCUGGGGGGGUGUGUGUGUGUGUGUGUGCGCGCGCGUGUGUGUGUGUGUGUGGGUGUGUGUACAUGUAGUGGGGGUUGCUGGUUGGCUGGUUGUAGUAUGGGUGAGGUUUUUUACAGGUGAAUAAAGUCUGA
Talpa occidentalis (Iberian mole) is the source of this 4263-nucleotide messenger RNA. It is a transcript of the gene IGSF9, whose product is annotated as immunoglobulin superfamily member 9. The transcript is spliced from 20 exons. Lineage: Eukaryota; Metazoa; Chordata; Mammalia; Eulipotyphla; Talpidae. The record is from RefSeq and is a predicted model, not a curated record. Gene Ontology annotation, biological process: cell-cell adhesion. Gene Ontology annotation, molecular function: protein binding. Bases 585 to 3965 code for a protein of 1126 amino acids.